GGGCUCACACGAAACCUUCUGUACUAAAACCAACCAGUUGUACCCGUCGCAUAUAUAGAGGAACUUCCGUUUUCCAUCUCAUUGAACAUAUAUUCAUCUCAUCACAAAAGAAAGAAAUAGAGCACCAAUAUCGUCGCAUUUUUUUGCUAACACGCGUGCUCACAGCUGAAAAAAAUCAUAAAAUAAGAAACAAACCAAAUUCUUUUUCAUUGCUUUGUUUUUGAUGGGAUGGAAAUAGGAGCUAUGGGAUGAAGUGCCGAACCGUUCCCAUAUUUCGUUACAUUCAGCGGCCCCCAAAAAAUGUUAGCUCCAGGCCCCCACGUCACCUCAUAUGGCCCUGACUCAGACUAAGGUCGAAGUGGCCGUUGCAUUACAUUAAAGUCGUCUCCUUUCAACCACGCUGUUGAAAAUGCAACAAAAUAGAGACGAAUUUUCAAAUAUUUGAACGACGUCGUACAUCAAAUAGUGAUUGCGCUAAGCAGUACUUUUAGUUUGUAGUAGUAGGCCAUGACUUUAGGAGAGAGAAUAAAUUGUGCAUCUGGAAGAGUAAGACGUGUUUGUAUAUUCCUAAGUGAAUCCGUAAAACUAGUGUAAAGUGAACUACAAUCCGGUCCUUAAUCCGGAGUACCACAUCUGGCGACGAUUGGGUGGAACCAUAGUUUGCAAGAAGCCGCUGCAGCUACGCAGAAACAGGCAAAAGCCGCUGUUAAUAAGCAGAAACAGAUUCUUCCGCUGCCGUAGAGCAGGGACAGGCGUCAAGCCGCUUUUCAAGAAAUUUAGGCGUGUAGCCGCUGCGCGGAAGCAGAAACGAGGCGUGCAGCCGCUGCGUGAAGCAGAAAAGCAGAAAAAGCUAAUCCGCUGAAAGACAACACGAAAAGGCCAAGGGUCUCUAAAAUAAAAUAAAAUCGAAAAUCUGUUUAAUCCGGAGCAUAUAGUAAAGGUAAAAAAAAAGCAUGUUUGAAUUUGUUAUAACGUUGCCAUGGUAACGAUUCCCACGUGGGUACUCAAAAAUUUGUUUUCAGCUGUCGUCAAAGUCAGUGCCUACUAAGAAUGGAAAAUUGGAACAUCUGUCCAUUUAAAUUUAACCACCUUCCCGAAACGCAGAUACGUAAAGAAUGGCUGCGGUGGAAAAGAAACUUCGAAGUGAUCGCUGCUGUCAGUGAAGAGAAAAACGCUACAAAAUUGAGAAACAUUCUAUUGGCUAAGGGUGGUCUGGAACUUCAAGAUCUGUUCUAUUCAAUAGAGGGUGCAGAUGUUCAAGAAGAUAUUGCUAAAAAAAUUGAUCCCUACAAAACAGCAAUCGACAAAUUGGACGAUCAUUUCAGUCCGAAGCAGCACGAUUCUUUCGAAAGAAAUGAAUUUUGCAAGCUGGCUCCUGGGACGGAUGGAUUACGUGAGCCAUUGACGAAAUUUUUGAUGCGAUGUACCGAACAAGCGAAGAAAUGUGAUUUUGGCAAAACUGCAGAAGAGAGCCGAGAUUUCAGAAUCAUUGACAAAAUAAUCUAUUAUGCUCCUACCGAGUUGAGGGAAAAACUUUUACACGAAGAAGCACUGACAUUACCACAAGUAACACGCAUGGUUAACUCAUUCGAAUCUAUAAAGCACCAGGUACAGGUAAUUGCUGGAAAUGGAAAUUCACCUGGUAAUUUUUUUGAACCAGAUUCGAAAGGUAGCGUAAAUCGUUUGAGUGGUAAUAGCAAAUUCGGAAGCGGUUCUUGCUACAGAUGUGGACAAAAGACUCAUUAUGGAAAUGAUCGUCAGUGUCCAGCACGUAGCAAACAAUGUGAGAAAUGCAGCAAGUUCGGUCACUUUGCGCGCGUCUGUCGAUCUGUGACAAAACGCAAAAAUGAUGAAAAUUCUUCAUUCUCAACUAGGAAAAGGCCAAAACUGGACAACGUGAGAGCGAUUAUCUCCUCAAAUGGAGAGGAUCGGGAAAAGUCGCAAAGUUUCAUUUGCAACAUAGGCGAUGGCGACGAAAAUCUUUGGGCCGAAGUGGGAAAUGUCCUAAUUCAAAUGCUGAUUGAUUCUGGCAGCUGCAAGAAUAUUAUAGAUGACACCACUUGGAAAAGCAUGCUAGCGCAAGGUGUCCAAUGCUGGCAACCAAGCAAGGUCCCGAAUACCGUGUUGCGAGGUUAUGGUCGAGAUGCGAAGCCGUUGGUCGUGUCGCAUGUUUUUGAAUCAGUGAUCACUGUUGGCGAUGGAGGAAAUCGGAAGCAAGAAACAGCCAUUUUUUAUGUCAUCGAAGGAGGGUCGCAACCAUUAUUGGGGAAAGAUACUGCGAAGCGCUUGGGGGUGUUGAAAAUUGGGCUGAAUGCUGUGGACACAUCGAUCAACGAAAUUGUGCCUGUAGCUGGAAGGCCUUUUCCCAAGAUGAAGAACGUUCGGUUGAAAAUUCCAGUCAAUAGUGAUGUGCCUCCUGUUGCUCAACGAGUUAGACGUCCGCCAAUCGCACUCCUCACCCGAAUUGAAGAGAAAUUGGAGCAACUGCUAGUUUCUGAUAUUAUUGAACCUAUUUCAGGAACAGCAGCAUGGGUUUCUCCAUUGGUAAUUAUUGUCAAAGAUAAUGGAGACCUUCGGUUGUGUGUCGACAUGCGACGCGCUAAUCAGGCCAUCAUAAGAGAACGUCAUAUGAUGCCAACUUUCGAGAGUUUUCUCCCACGCCUCAAGUCGGCUAAGUUCUUCAGUCGUCUGGAUAUUAAAGACGCGUUCCAUCAGGUAAAUCUAAGAUGAAAAACAAAAUUCUGAGAAUUAUAUUAAAAUUAAUAAUACAAAUCCUACUAAAAUACAGAUUGAAUUAGAUGAAGAAUCUCGAUCUAUUACAACUUUCAUUUGCCAUAAGGGAUUAUAUAGAUACAAAAGGCUGAUGUUUGGCGUUUCAUGUGCCCCCGAAAUGUUCCAGAAAGUUAUGGAACAGAUUCUUGCUGACUGCGACAACGUAAUCAGUUAUAUUGACGAUGUCGUAGUAUUCGGAGAAACGGAGGAAGAGCAUGAUAAUGCUUUAAACAAAGUUCUUUCAGCUCUAAAAGACCGUAAUAUACUUCUUAACCAAGAGAAAUGCAUCUUCAAAGCAAUACAGUUAGAGUUUUUGGGACAUAUUCUCUCUUCGGACGGAAUUCGGCCUACAGAGGAAAAAGUACAAGCGCUACAGAAAUUUCGUGAACCUCGUUCUUCUGACGAAGUUAGAAGUUUUUUAGGUCUUGUAACAUACGUCGGAAAAUUUAUCCCGGAUUUAGCAACGAUUACUGCACCCUUGAGAGAACUUAUAUGUAAUUCCAAAAGGUUUAUUUGGGGAAAGGAACACCAACAAAGUUUUGAAAAAUUGAAGCAAAUGAUAGCGAAUGCUGAUACGUUGUCUUUUUUCGACAAUUCCUUGCGUACAAGAAUUGUAGCAGAUGCCUCUCCUGUUGCAUUGGGUGCUGUCUUAAUACAAUUUGUGAACAACGAUAACAAUAACCCUCGUAUAAUAUGCUAUGCCAGCAAAAGUCUCUCUUGUACCGAAAAGCGAUACUGCCAAACUGAGA
This is a messenger RNA of Armigeres subalbatus, 3521 nucleotides long. RefSeq lists its product as uncharacterized. Lineage: Eukaryota; Metazoa; Arthropoda; Insecta; Diptera; Culicidae. The transcript is spliced from 2 exons. The record is from RefSeq and is a predicted model, not a curated record. The coding region runs from base 1051 to 2730 and encodes 559 amino acids. Gene Ontology annotation, molecular function: zinc ion binding; aspartic-type endopeptidase activity; nucleic acid binding. Gene Ontology annotation, biological process: proteolysis.